Heterobilharzia americana is the source of this 1020-nucleotide messenger RNA. The record is from the annotation of a GenBank genome assembly. Lineage: Eukaryota; Metazoa; Platyhelminthes; Trematoda; Strigeidida; Schistosomatidae.
AUGUAUUCAAAAGGCUACUAUAUGAAGUCUCGUAAAGUGCGAUGCUUGCGACAGACCACAGAACUUAGUGCAUCUUCAGAUUCUGACGAAGAUGAUGUAGAUGAUUCUGCCCCUUCUAUUGUAACAGACUCUAAUGUGGUCGUGGAAGCUGUUAGAGAACUUCAGAAACUGAGAAAGCGACCAGCUGGCAUUGGUUUAUCUGCAUUAGCUACUGGUAAAGAAAUUCCAAACCUUAAUUUGGCAAUAUCUAAUGAUCCAUUUAAAUUGAAAACUGGUGGUUUGGUUGAUCUAAACAGCAUUUCAUCAGCUAAACAAACAGAAGAGGAUGAUGAUGUUGAAGCUCGCCUAGCAAAGACUUUUGCUACAGAAACUAAUAAAAGGGAUGAAGAUGCUGAAAUGAUUAAAUAUAUCGAGGAGGAAUUAGCCAAGCGAAAAGGAUUAAUUAAACCAUCCUCCCUGGAACGAGGUGAAGAUUCUGAUCUACUCCAAGAUGUUCCUGAAUACCUUAGACCAUCGAUUGGUCAACAAAAAGAAGAUAUGUUAUCCAAUCAAAUGUUAUGUGGUAUUCCUGAAGUUGACUUAGGUGUAGAAGCUAAAAUGAAAAAUAUUGAGGCUACAGAAGAAGCAAAACAAAUUUUAUUAAAACAAAGAUAUCGAAGACAUAACCAUUUAAUAGAUGAAAUGACACCAAUGAAUAUGGCAGUAAAUUUUGUUCAACAUAGUCGAUGGAAUAAUUAUACAAAUGGAAUUAAUAAUAGGAGAGCUGAUGUUCACGGUAAACGAGAACGUAAUCAUACUGGUAACAUGGAGAAAUCAGUAAACAUGAAGGAUAAUGUUAGAGGAAGGGGAAUGCGAUGUUCAGAGAAUGGAACUUCACAUAUUCAAGCAGAAAAAUCAACAGAUAAUAUUGCACUUCAACGAUUCAAAAUUUUAUGCGGGAUAAAAAACGUCGUUGAUAUCUUGUUCUUCAUCUUUAUAAUUGAUAUUUUAUUUUAUGUAUGCUCAAGUUACUCUAUCUAA